AUGGCUCUAAGGGCCAAAAAACGAUACACACGAAUCAUUGUUCUCAUUGUCGAAUCCUCGGCUACAUAUUCAUUUCUAUUGCUCCUUUUUGCAAUAUCGUCCGUUGUACCGGCUUUAGGACAGCCCAAUUUUCCUGCGGGAAAUUUUUAUACAUAUGUGGAGGCGUUCUUAGGUGUUGCAUCGAAUAUAGGAUUGGUGCCAACAGUUAUGGUCUUCAUGCUCGCGAUUAAAGAGGAGAACACAGAUUCUGAGAUAUCCAACGUGACCGCAGAUGUAUCAGAUUUGAACUUUAAUCAUCGCCAAGCAGGUCAUGAGUCCAAGAGCCCUGGGACUGAGACAACUAAUUCAGCAUUGAAUACGACGAUGGGGAACGAGAACCGUAGAUCUCAGGAUGUUAAUUUCCAGGAUCCCGUGAACGAAAGGAAAUGUGAUUGA
Molecule: messenger RNA, 435 nt
Organism: Psilocybe cubensis
Lineage: Eukaryota; Fungi; Basidiomycota; Agaricomycetes; Agaricales; Agrocybaceae
Exons: 3
Coding region: 1-435 (144 amino acids)
Source: RefSeq, a predicted model, not a curated record